Conger conger (European conger) is the source of this 3776-nucleotide messenger RNA. It is a transcript of the gene rhobtb3, whose product is annotated as Rho related BTB domain containing 3. Bases 438 to 2210 code for a protein of 590 amino acids. Gene Ontology annotation, cellular component: cytoplasm. The record is from RefSeq and is a predicted model, not a curated record. The transcript is spliced from 12 exons. Gene Ontology annotation, biological process: proteasome-mediated ubiquitin-dependent protein catabolic process; regulation of proteolysis. NCBI's taxonomy places the organism in Eukaryota, Metazoa, Chordata, Actinopteri, Anguilliformes, Congridae. Gene Ontology annotation, molecular function: ubiquitin protein ligase binding.
GUGUAGGGGGAACUGUAGAAUGCCAGUAUGAGGGGUCAUGUUCCCGUCCAAGAUAAAUCUGUGGAAAUCAUUGUUCUGUAUUUUGACCUGAAAUAACCCUCCGUUGUCCAGGAGCUCAGUGCUGCGUUUGAAUGCAUCAGGACUAGCAGCAACACUUUUAAAAACAAAAGCUAUGGAAAGGGUAAUAGUAAGCCUGCAGUUUCCAUGCGAAUAGGACACUCGACCGGACUCGGGCUGUUUUAUGAAUGAACAGCGAAAGCAAAGAUUGCGGAACGCCAAACUCUUCCACCGUGUUCGGCUGCUGGAUCCACAGAUACCAGGGGGAUCAGAGUGGUCGACCUUCAUUGCGGAAAACCCUCUCACUGCAGACUAAUGUGAAAGCUUGCCAUUGAACUACGUACUUACAAAGCUUCGGCUAGCCGCGAGGCGAGGUGACCAUGUCGAUCCACAUCGUGGCCCUGGGGAGUGAGCGGUCUGGCCUGGGACUGCUGGAGGAGGGGGCAGGGCAGCCCCAGGGUGGGCUGUUGUGGAGCUACCUGGGCCGCAGCGUGGUGCCCGGGGCGAGGGACGCCCUGAACAGGGCCGACGGGACGAUGCUGAGCUCCACGGCAGCCACCAGGCACCCCAUGAACCCGGCCUUCAUCGAGUACCAGGCCCGCAUGUUCGGGGACGUCAGGGUCCUGGUGCACGACUGCCCCAGCUGGGACCUGUUGGACAGAGACUGGGUGGCCACUCGCAGUGUGCUGGAGCAGGCUGACAUCCUGGUCAUCAAGUAUUCGGUUAACGACAAACUGACCUUCCAGCUGGUGCGGGACACCUACAGCCCCCGGAUCCGGCCCCUGCUGCGGCACUGGGCCGUCCCCGUCAUUGUGGCCGCUGUGGGCGCACGGCUCAACGAGGAAGGCCCCCCUUGCACCUGCCCCCUCUGUGCCUCGGACUGGAGCAGUUCUGUACCCCACAGCGAGGGUCUCCAGCUGUCCCGGGACCUGGGGGCCACCUACCUGGAGGUGCCCUCCCUCAACGACUUCUUCGUGGGGCGUUACUUCGGUGGAGUGCUGGAGUACUUCAUGGUUCAGUGUCUGAAGCAAAAGGCCAAAGAGAGGCCGGACAAGAGGCGGACCCACAAGGCCAGUGAGCUCCGCCCACCUCAGCUGGAGCAACCAGCGCGGCUCCCGGCAGUGAGGGUGGAGGAGUCUCGUUUCUCCCAGGACAUGCAGUGGCUGCUGGAGCGCGGUGUGCAGUUCGCCGACGUGGCCUUCUACGCUGGGGAUUCUGGGAAGGAGCUGGGCUGGGCGCAUGCAGCCGUGCUGUGCUCCGUCAGCCCGUACUUCAGGCAGCUCCUCCUGGGGGGCCAGGCCCGCGAACGCCCCGUCUCCCGCUGCGUCUGCCGGGACGCCCCCCAGAGCCUGCUCUCCACCUGGGACGGGGCGGCCGAGGACCCCCCCCGCCCCGACGGGCACCUCGCUGGACGCCUCUCCCGGCUGGUGGUGAAGGACCCCCUCCUCUGCCGCUGUCUGUGGGACAUGCUGAGGUUCCUCUACCGAGGCGCGUCGGAGUGGAAGCAGCUCCAGGACGCAGCGGGGGAGAAGCUGAAGAGUUCGCUGGCGGUCGGCGAACUGCUGGAGAGAGUGCGGUCGUUUCUCACCAAGGAGAAGGGCUCCAGGGACACCCUCAACAGCCACCAAUCCCAGCAGUCCUCCCGUUACCUGGGAAACCUCUUCAACUCCCCCCUGUGUUCGGAUGUCAUUUUCAUGGUACAAGGGAGCGUGCUGCCUGCUCAUAGGGCCGUGCUGGUAGCGCGCUGUGAUGUCAUGGCCGCCAUGUUCAGUGGGAAGUACGCCGAGGCCAGGAGUCGCGUGGUGCCCAUCCACGGCGUCUCCUCCGACACCUUCCUGUCCUUCCUGGAGUACCUCUACACUGACACCUGCUGUCCAGCCAGCGUGCUGCAGGCCAUGGCGGUGCUGGUCUGCGCAGAGAUGUACCAGGUGAAGCGUCUGCAGCACCUGUGCGAGGUGUGCGUCUGCGCGUACCUGCAGAGCAUGCCCAGCCGAGAGCUGGCCUCCACGGGGAUCAGCGUCGUCCGUCUGCUGCGUCGAGCCAAGUGCCACAAUGCAGACCAGCUCUACGUGUGGCUCCUGCAUUUCAUCGCCAAUAACUACCUGAUCUUCAGCCACAAGCCAGACUUCCUGGAGCUGUCAGGUGAGAGGUGACGCCCCCUACAGUCCCUCUGGGCCCUGCACGGAUGUCAGGGGUAGCACAGCACACUCAUGGCACCUCAGUAUGGGAUGCCACGCAAGAAAUAGUCAAAUGCUGAUAAAUGCUGAUCUUAAUGUAAUACUUGGCCGAAUCGACCAGGGAUAGCACUGCAGAUUUAUCUGGAAAAACCACCUGCCUAUCGGCACAUUGUUCCAUGUGUGUCCAAGACAAACCCUCACCCCCCUGAAACUCACCCAUUCACACUGCAUUGAUUUCAAAUAUAUUUAUUGGACUCUAAAUUGUACAUCUAAUUCCAUCAUGAACAACAGGUUUCCAGGACAUUUAUAUUGGACGGGCUUGUUUACCCCCUUUUUACAAAGGGCUAAAGUACAACGAGUUUUGUUGCAACAUUCCUAAAUUCUACAGAACCCACAUCUAGCAAACACUGCUCGUAAGCUGCCUACAAAGACCGAAAACUAUGUGAGCUCUUUUCCUUUUUGGUUUCUAUCAUUUCUUGUGAGGUUGUCGAUGAUAAAUUCCCCAAAAAAUGGUCUCUCCACCAUAACUAGCUAAUGCCUCCAUUGUAAACCAUUAUGUUGUGGAUUGAGAAGUUGGACAGGACUGAGGAUCCUGGAGGUCCGGGAUGUUGUUGAGGGGUGGCGCGUUUCCGCGGUCGUCAUGGUGACAGCGUCUCCGUUAUUGGGCGUGGCGGGGUUGUGUUUCAGACGAGGAGAGGGAGCAGGUGGAGAGGGUCCGGUGGCCGUCCCGGGGAUACCUGCAGGAGCUCAGCGAGUACCAGCAGCGGAGACGGCAACUGCGCAAAUCUCGCUGCCUCGUCAUGUGACCCUCCCGACCCCGUCCUGCAGCAGGAAGGGGGGAGGGGGGGGGAGAGGGGAGGAGAGGAUCAGACGUACGCCACUGGAGGAGGAGAGGGAACACCAGGGGGAGGAGACCAGGCGGGAAGCUCCUCUGGAAUGGCGUGGUCUGCAGGGCGCACCGGGAAUUUGGUUUGUGCCAAAACUGACCACAACGUGAAUGCGGUUCCUAUGGCGAUGAACCAAGAACCCGGUCUUACGCACGAGCACAUGUGUGUUGGGACUUACCACAGGGCCUGCGGAGGACUACACCCAUAAACCCAAAAACUCAAGGUAACUUAAACUGAAAGGUAAUCAGCAGGGAGAUGGACUUGUGGCUCUGCAAGACCAACACACUGGACUCGCUGGGAACGCAUUCAAUGAUCAAAAACAGUACUAGCAAAACAAGUGUCCUAAAUAAUGUUAACUCCAUUAAAGAUAAAAAUAGAAACCCGAUGUUUAUGAACAUAUCAUAGAUUUAUUAUUUAAAGACCAUGCAACUAUUUUUAUAACAUUGUUGCCUAUUUUUGUUCCUAACAAAUGAAUGGAGACUUUGGGAUUGGAGCUGCUGGGGAAAGACGGGCGUGUGGUUUGUACCGCAGGUGUGUAGCCAGGUCAGGGGUGAUGAACGAAAGCAUCGCUGCCCCAUUCGUAGCCUUGUACAGUUCCACUGGUGUCUGCCUGCAUCAAUAAAGACUGUUUUUUUGUGUUUUUUUAACAUGCAAA